AUGGUUUUUGCUCGACUACCUUCUUUCUCACUACGUUAUCAGGGUAGUGGACGUCUUGAAGAUGUUCAUCUUUUUAUGACUUGCCUAUAUCGCUUUUGGUACUAUAAGGGAUUAUGGAGUACUUGUUUAGCCUCUUGUGUGGAUUUUCUUAAUAGUGUGGUGAUCUUUUUUGUGGUUUUAUUUCUCACAAUGAUGCUUGAUUGGCCUGUAGCAUUAACCUGUGAUGAAGUAAGUUGUGGAAAUUCUACUCUUGUACAUGGAUUACACUCACCUGCUCUUUUUGGUGUAGGACAUCUACUCAUUGCGUCUAUACUACUUUUAGCUACCUUUGUGGCUCUUUGUUAUGAGUUUCUAAAAUUUCUGGAGACGUGUUUUCUACAAAAAGAGUUAGAGAGUAUGUUAAAACCUAUUGUUGAUGGUGGGUAUCUCACACCUUUACAUCGACUAGUUCAUUUAUGGCGAGUUAUGCGGGCACGCUCUGAAGGACAUGAGGAAGUUCACCUUACAGGAGAUUUACCCUUUAUUGGUAAUAUGAGUUGGGGAAAUUUUUUGGAUACGGUAUGUGCAGAAAUACAACGAGAUCGAAAUUUUGGGGUUGUGGCUCAUCGUGAAUUUGACAGUCUUCGAGCUGUUCAAGCUCUUAUGGUAUAUGAUAAUUAUUUUAUUACUCUUUAUCAACACGGAAUACUUGAUCAUAAAACAUUAAAAUAUGCGGAUGAACGUCUUCUUAAAAUACUUCUUUGUGGUAUGUUUGAUGAAUUUAAUACGUUAGAUUCAGGAAAAGAUCAAAUUUCUCUAGUUCAAAGACAAGUAUUGAAAUAUUUUGUCUUUUAUACUUUAUUAUAUCCAUUUGUAGUAACUUUAUUUCUCCUUCGAGUUCUUGUUAAAAAUGCAGCUAUGAUGCGAUCAGAUUGGGGAAAUUAUAUUUCUAGAGACUGGAACAAUCGUGCCCGUUGUACUUUUCGAUUAUAUAAUGAAGUACCACAUAUUCUUUCUGCAAGAAUUUCAGCAGGAAGACAAACCGCUAUACAUAUGGUAGAACGAUUACAACCGUAUUCUCCUGGUACUCGUUUCAUUCGUCGAACAUCUUCAGCAAUUGUUUUUGUUACCGUGUUUUUAUCACUUCUUAAUACUUCAUUGCUUGUUUCUGGUUCUGUAGCUGGUAUUAGUCUUAUUUGGUGGCUUUCCAUAGCACUCAUAGCAUUUUCUAUUUGUUCAGGUGAUCCUCCUGUACAUCGUGAGUAUAAUUACGUUUCUGACCUUAAUAAGCUUAUUGAUGAGUUACAUUAUAGUCAGGAAAAUUGGUUAUUUUCUGGAGAUUCAUUUUACCAUGCAAUAACUUGGGAUUUCUUGAGAAGCCGUUUUUCACUUAUUCUUGGUGAUAUUAUUCGAACAUUAUUAAUGCCUUUUAUACUUAUUGGUAUAUUAUAUGAUGGAAGCAUACCUGCAUUUGUAGAUUGUAUUAACCAUUGUUCUGUUCGUGUGGAUGGUCUUGGUUCCGUAGCGAGAGAUUCCGUCUUUGACUACCAAGACCAAAGUGAAGAAGAACUUUCCCCCGGGAAACACUUUAACGAUAAGUGUGCUAAAUCUAUUGCAAGUUUCUGCUCUGUCUACGCUGGUUGGGCCAAACGGUGUAUGCUGGCCGCCGCGCCAACAAUAGAGGACUCGGGGGCCGCCAGCACUUCCAACGCUCUCUCGCAAUUCGUGUUGGAUCUGCACGAGCGGGUCGGCGGUCGGGCGGCGCCGUCGUUGGUGAGUGAAAGUCAAGCACCGGCCGUGCGGUGGGAACUCACAGAUGCGCACGAGCGGGAGCGGCUGUUUGUCUCGCAUGUGAUGAGCGGUGGGGCUGCAGAGACGACUAAUUCCGGCCCGCUGUGGGAUUCUGUAGUGCCAAACACCAGAGAAUAA
Molecule: messenger RNA, 1908 nt
Organism: Trypanosoma theileri
Lineage: Eukaryota; Euglenozoa; Kinetoplastea; Trypanosomatida; Trypanosomatidae
Product: putative proteasome regulatory non-ATPase subunit
Exons: 1
Coding region: 1-1908 (635 amino acids)
Biological process (GO): autophagy of mitochondrion; protein localization to phagophore assembly site
Cellular component (GO): autophagosome; phagophore assembly site
Source: RefSeq, a predicted model, not a curated record